GGGCAGAUAGAUGCCAAUAAUAUAGUACUAUGUGAUGGAGAGCUUUGCCGCCGUCAUUGAUGAUAAGGACCGUGAAAUGCAGCAGAAGCUGGAACAACCGGAGUCGCCUGCCGUGGUGGAGGUGGAGGUGGCUAUGAGCCAAAUCCAAAUCCCGAUCCCGUCACCGUUGGCUGCCAUAACGUCGUGGGGUAAAGAUCGCUUUACUUCGUCGGUAUCCCUACCCCUGGGGACUGUGGAUGCACCUGUCGGUGAUCGGAACAGGCCAGCUGUUACCUUGGACGACCGGGCAGAUCAAGAUGCAACGACUCAGAGGUCCAAUUGCAGACUCCGCACACCAGAUUUCCUGGAUUUUGAGCCUCAGCUCGUGGUGCCGCCAACACUGUCUCCGGGCGUCGUCAGUGCCCCAUCAUGCGCAUGCGGAGGGUGUUCUCUCCCUACCAGAACUCCAGGUAGCAAGGUCGGUGAUUGCAAUGUCAACUCCACUUACACCAUUCUCUGUGCCAAUGAAGCUGCUAACGCUGCGUAUAACAAGAGCAGCAGUUGCUUGGCCACCAAUAGCUCAGUUUCAUGCGCUUGGAAGCACACGAAAAAGACCCUACAUCCACCUAAUCAUACUACUCCCACCGCAGGUAUAACGACUGUUACUCCUUCCCUCCCUCCUCCUCUUCCUCCCACCAGUAUCCAUCCGAAUCAUCAAUCCUCCGUCGGUCUCAUUCGGCACCUUAGCUUGGAGCUUCAUGGCACUGAUGAUGAUAGUAGCGAUGGCAGCAGGCAUCAUGCAAGCUCUUUCAGUCAUCAUCAUCAUCAUCAUCAUCAUCAUCAUCAUCGUCAUCGUCAGCAGCAGCAGCAGCAGCAUCCCGUUGCCAGGGUGCUUGAGCUCGAUCCUCAGCUCUGCAUCAGCCUAUUUUGUCAGCAUAAGCACGAGGAUCCGGGCCAAGUGCAUCUCCCAAGUCGGCAUAAUUGCACUACCCAUCGUCAGGAUGAGCCGCUCAAGAGUGCUGGUCUGCGCAGCUGCGAUGACUGCAAUGCAGCGGCGGCGGUGGAUCUUCUCAAAGCGAGAGUCGCUUCUCUGGCUGAUCAGCUGUGCCGAAAGGAGAUUGAGGCGGAGGAGCUUCGAGGGCGUGGUGUAAAUGUUGCCUCUGUGGGGACAAAAGACAGCGAGGAGAAACUGCUUGCAUCGGAAUGGGCUGUGGAGAGAUUGGAAGGGGAGUUGGAGAGAGCGAAGGAGAUGAUGUGUGUGAGAGAGCGAAAUGAACUGGAGCUGGGUGCCAAAAUAGAAUCGCUUGAAAAGGGCAUAAAGGGGAGAGAGAAGGAGCUUCAGGAAAUGGAAGAAGACAUGGAGCGAGCUUGCGAAGAGCUGAAAGGCGAACGAGCGAAGCUGGAAAAGCUGUCGCUGCUCCUUACAACUCUUGAGCGUGACAUCAAGGAACGCACAGAAAGAGAGGAGAAGCACGUGAAGGAGAAGUCGGAGCUGCAGGCAGGUAUAGACCAGAAAACAGCAGAGGUGGCGCGACUGAAGAGGGAUGUGGAGUGCUAUGCGGACAGUGAGAAAAGCAUGCGGACACUUGUGGAUGGUUUGAAGAUGAAGUUGAAGGAGUUUAUGCUGGAGAGGGAUGAGCAAGGGCAGGAGAAGAAAGCUGCGGAGCAUGUGAAGAAAGCUAACGAGAGAGUUGCUCGGCUGGAAGAGAAGGUAUUGGCUCUGGAACAGAUUUUGGAUCGACUGAGGCACAAGGAAGAGAGCUCACACAAGGAACUCAGCAGGCUGAGAGAGGAGCUGGGUAAAAGAGAUGCUGAGCUGAGGCGCCUGCGGGAGCAGAGCGCAGUGUGUGCUGAAAGAGAGAGGAUUCAAGCGGAGAUGAUCGACGACCAACGGGGCCGCAUGCGAGCACAGGAAAGUCGGCUUGACGUGGAAAGGAGGGAGAAAGGCCAACUCGCGAAGAAACUGCAAGAGGCUCACGGUCGCCAGUCAGAUCUCGAGGACGAGCUUAUGGCUGCCAGACAGCUGCAGGAAGUUACUCGGAAGACGGUGGAAGCCCAGGCAAGAGAAGAGGUUGCCAGGCUGACAGGGCUAGUGGAGGAUAGGGAGAGCAGAAUUGCAGAGCUGCAGGAGGAGGUGGGGAGAUGCUGCGGGCUGCUGGAAGAGGAGAAGAGGAGAAACGAAAGACUGACCGAUGUGCUGGGAGUGCUCGAGAGCCAAGUGGCAAUUGUCAAAGGGAGAGAGGAGACGCACAUGGCAGCACUUGAAAGGCUUGUUAAGGAUGUGCAAGAGAAGAAUCGGAUGCUGAUGCGACAUGCAGAAGAGUCCGCAAGGGAGAUGCGGGAGCAGAGGGAGGUGUAUACGCAGCUAGAGAGGGAGAUGCAGCGGAGCCGGGAGAGGGCUAGGAACGUGGAGGAGAGUUUGAUCAGGGUGCACAGACAAGGCGAGGCGAAGGACAGAGAAAUGGCGAGGCAGAAGGUGGAGAUUGCUGAACUCAAUCACGAGCUUGCGGACGUCAGAGACAAACUUGACAGGAGAGAAGAGGACGUCAAGCGACUCCGUGACAAGAUUGAGGCAAUCUCCGAGAUACCAGGAUGUCUGAGAAAGACCCAGGCAAUGGUGGAACGGAUUGACAGAGAGAUGAAGGUGGCAGAGGAGAGAUGGAGGUGUGCUGUGCACAGGGGGGACAAUCUGUCCAUGCAGCUACAGGCCAUGGAAUGGGCACUGGAGGCCAAGGGCGAGGAAUUACUGGUGAAGCAGGACGAGUUGAGCGAGAAGGAGACGCAGAUGGAGGAGCUCAUGCAUCUGGUUGGAAAGGAUAGUACUGACAAAUGGGUCGGCGAGGUCAAGGGCCAGAAGAAGGAAGAACAGGAAGAGAUUGAUCCCUUGAGGAGGAUCGAGGUGAAGAUGGAUGAGGAUGGGCUAGGUCUUCUUAGGGGCUCGGAAAUUGGAGUCAGUGCAACCCCACUAGUAGCCAUGGACAGGUCUCCGAUGACACAAGAGGGCGUGGAGAGAAUGACCAACGAGCUUCAUAUAGUGAUGGGAAGGCUACGGGAAGUGCACGGCUUGCUUGCUCAGUCAGGGUACCUAUCACUCGAGGAUGGCUACACUAGCAUAGGUGACUUCUCUGAUCUCCCUCUGAGAAUAGUAGCAGCUGAUGGCGAUGACGAUGACGACGAUGAAAGCAACACCGAUUCCGGAAGUGAGUGAAAGGAGGAGUGGUCGUGGAAGAAGCCGCCAUAACAACAGUAAAAAGGGCAAUCACGA
This is a messenger RNA of Chara braunii, 3244 nucleotides long. The record is from the annotation of a GenBank genome assembly. Lineage: Eukaryota; Viridiplantae; Streptophyta; Charophyceae; Charales; Characeae.